CGGGGCCGCGGCGGCCGGCCGUGUCUGCGCCUCCGCGGCCUCGGAGCUCGCAGACGCUCGGGGGAACAUGGCGGCGGCGGAGCCGGCUGUCCCGGCGCUCCCCAACAGCGGCGGCGUGGGCGCGGGGGCGCCGUCGGGCACGGUCCCCGUGCUCUUCUGCUUCUCGGUCUUCGCGCGGCCCUCGUGCGUGCCGCACGGCGCGGGCUACGAGCUGCUCAUUCAGAAGUUCCUCAGCCUGUACGGCGACCAGAUCGACAUGCACCGCAAAUUCGUGGUGCAGCUCUUCGCGGAGGAGUGGGGCCAGUACGUGGACCUGCCCAAGGGCUUCGCGGUGAGCGAGCGCUGCAAGGUGCGCCUCGUGCCGUUGCAGAUCCAGCUCACUACCCUGGGAAAUCUUACACCUUCAAGCACUGUGUUUUUCUGCUGUGAUAUGCAGGAAAGGUUCAGACCAGCCAUCAAGUAUUUUGGGGAUAUUAUUAGCGUUGGACAAAGAUUGUUACAAGGGGCCCGCAUUUUAGGAAUUCCAGUUGUCGUAACAGAACAGUACCCUAAAGGUCUUGGAAGCACCGUUCAAGAAAUUGAUUUAACGGGUGUGAAACUGGUACUUCCAAAGACCAAGUUUUCGAUGGUAUUACCAGAAGUAGAAGCAGCCUUAGCAGAGAUUCCUGGAGUCAGGAGUGUUGUGUUAUUUGGAGUAGAAACUCAUGUGUGCAUCCAGCAAACUGCUCUGGAGCUCGUGGGCCGAGGUAUUGAGGUUCAUAUUGUUGCCGACGCCACCUCAUCGAGAAGCAUGAUGGACAGGAUGUUUGCUCUUGAGCGUCUUGCUCGAACUGGGAUUAUAGUGACCACGAGUGAGGCUGUUCUGCUACAGCUGGUGGCUGAUAAAGACCAUCCAAAAUUCAAGGAAAUACAGAAUCUAAUUAAGGCAAGUGCUCCAGAGUCGGGUCUGCUCUCCAAAGUAUAGGACAUUUGAAGGACUGGAAUACUGCUCACCAUCAGGUGACAGGACUGUAAGCCUAGACAAGCUCUUGUCUCUACUAGAAUUAAAAUGUUAAGUCAAAAAUUGGCUCCUUUUUUGCGCCUCUUAGUAAAACUUAACAGUUAGAACAUUUGGGUACCAGCGUUUAGUUACAGAUGUCAAAGGCUUCAGGUGCUGCUUACCUUCUUUUUUUGUUAAUGUGCUUUUAUUUAUUAAAAAAAAUUAUAACGGAGGUGCCUGUUUUGUCUAUACUAUAUACGCUGAUCGUUAACUUUUAAAAGUGCACACUCGUGAAGUUUUC
Messenger RNA from Diceros bicornis minor, 1280 nucleotides. It is a transcript of the gene ISOC1, whose product is annotated as isochorismatase domain containing 1. NCBI's taxonomy places the organism in Eukaryota, Metazoa, Chordata, Mammalia, Perissodactyla, Rhinocerotidae. The transcript is spliced from 5 exons. Gene Ontology annotation, cellular component: cytoplasm. The record is from RefSeq and is a predicted model, not a curated record. Bases 68 to 964 code for a protein of 298 amino acids.